AUGGAGUCUCUAGCUGGAAAGGUUUAUGCUGUCUCUGGCGGAGCAUCUGGCAUGGGCUUAGCAACCUCCCGUCUCCUCGCGCAAUCGAAAGCCCGUGCCAUAUCUAUCGGCGACUUCCAAGACGCCAAUUUCGAGGCUAUCAAGAAAGAGCUCCAGUCUAUCAACGCCUCUACGGAGGUCCAUACCUUCAAAGUCGAUGUCUCAAAGUCUGCGUCCGUAGCCGCUUGGAUCGAGAGCAUUAUAUCGGCCUUUGGUGCCUUGGACGGAGCCGUAAACGCUGCUGGAAUUGCUCAGCCGGUAGGCGUACGCAAAUCGCCGGCUGUCUUGGAAGAGACCGACGAGACCUGGCGUCGGACCAUGGGAAUCAACCUGGACGGCGUGUUCUUUUCCACCAGAGAGCAGAUCCGAGCAAUGGUAGCGCUUCCAAAGGGGCCAAGAAGCAUCGUCAACAUUGCGAGUAUUGCGGCUCUGGUUCACGGUCCAGACACGUAUGGCUAUUCCACGUCGAAAUCUUCAGUUGUGCAUUUCUCCCAGAGUGUGGCUAAAGAUGUGCUUCCCCACGGGAUUAGAGUUAAUGCGGUAUCGCCAGGAGCAACUGCAACGCCUAUGUUAGCUCAAUUCUUUGCUCCACAGGAAGAGAAUGCCCCUAUCGAUACGCAGGGGUGGCAGCUUGUGCAGCCAGAAGAUAUUGCGCGGGCGGUAGGGUGGUUGUUGAGUGACCUGUCUUCGCAGGUUUCUGGGGUCAACCUGCCAGUCGGUCCGGGUGCUCCGUGA
Molecule: messenger RNA, 774 nt
Organism: Mytilinidion resinicola
Lineage: Eukaryota; Fungi; Ascomycota; Dothideomycetes; Mytilinidiales; Mytilinidiaceae
Product: short chain dehydrogenase/oxidoreductase CpoX2
Exons: 2
Coding region: 1-774 (257 amino acids)
Molecular function (GO): oxidoreductase activity
Source: RefSeq, a predicted model, not a curated record